Molecule: messenger RNA, 2213 nt
Organism: Dipodomys spectabilis (banner-tailed kangaroo rat)
Lineage: Eukaryota; Metazoa; Chordata; Mammalia; Rodentia; Heteromyidae
Gene: Traf3ip3
Product: TRAF3 interacting protein 3
Exons: 18
Coding region: 330-2039 (569 amino acids)
Source: RefSeq, a predicted model, not a curated record
GCAAAAGAGAGGAACUGGGGUUUGUGAGCACUGUGGCUUUUGUCUGCUUCCUGUUUCAGCAAGGCUGCUUUGCAAAAAGAAAGACAGUACCAAGAAGGGGCCCAGAGCCCUGGACUGAGUGCUUCACCCAGCCACAUCUGUGCUCCACCUCAGAUGAGAGCCAAGACCUUCCCAGGGAUCGGAAUGCUUUUCUGAGCUGCCAAGAAUAGAGCCUGCGACCUGGAGCCUAUCCCUGUCCACCAGACAUCUCACAGGGCUUCUUCAUUCUAAAUCCAAGCAGCUAUUCGAGGAACUGGAAGCCAAACGCAACAGGUGCUGGGGAGGUGAUCAUGAUCAGCCCAGACCCCAGGCCCUCCCCUGGCUUGGCCCGGUGGGCUGAGAGCUAUGAAGCCAAGUGUGAGCGGCGUCAGGAGACCCGAGAGAGCCGGCGCUGCCGCCCCAACGUGACCACUUGCCGCCAGCUGGGGAAAGCGCUGAGGACCCAGCACCGAGAGCAGCUCCAGAGAGCCCGACAACAGCAGUUCUUCAGGAGAAGGAACUUGGAGGUGGAGGAAAAAGGCCAGGCGUGGCAUCUCCAGGCCAGGGAGCAAGGUCCCUCCAGGAGGCCAGGCAGAGGGACAGGCCAGACAAAUGCCCUCAAGGAACUAUUGUUCUGUGUCAACAAAAUCUCAGCUUCUGGACAGCAGGUGACAGGAGCCAGCCUUCAAGUGUUGCCAAUUCAGCAUCAUCCUUCCACAAGCAUCCAGGGGGACCUGGCCACUCAUCACUCCUCACAGACAGGGACCUUUCUACAGCAAGCCUCCCCCACCAAGAAGCCACACAGACACCACCGGGGCACUCAGACAAAGGCAGAAAAAACACCAUCAACAAUUAAGAAUGAUGCCAGUCAGCAAACCAAUUAUGGAGUUGCAGUUCUGGAUAAGGAAAUCAUCCAGCUUUCAGAGUACCUCAAAGAGGCCCUACAAAGGGAACUAGUCCUAAAACAGAAAAUGGUGGUUCUCCAAGACUUGCUGUCUACCCUGAUUCAGGCUUCUGACAGCUCUUGGAAGGGCCAGCUUAAUGAAGACAAAUUGAAAGGCAAACUAAGGUCCUUAGAAAACCAGCUCUACACUUGUACCCAGGGCACAAAGAUGAAGGGAAUAAGUAGAGGAAGACUCCUGAAAUAUUCCCCUUGGGGAAUGAAAAAAGUACUACUGGAGAUGGAAGACCAGAAAAACAGCUAUGAGCAGAAGGCCAAGGAGUCACUGCAGAAAGUGCUAGAGGAGAAAAUGAGUGUGGAGCAGCACCUGGAGAGCACACAGAGGUCCCUCGCCCUGGCAGAGCAGAACUGUGAAGAGUGGAGAGGCCAGUAUGAAGCCCUGAAGGAGGCCUGGAAGACCCUAGGGAUCCAGCACAGCGAGCUGGAGAAUCAAUUCCACAUCCUUCAGUCCAAACUGCAGGGAGCUGACAGCAGAGAUGCACAGCUGAACCAGACCCUGCGACUUCUGGAGAUUGAGCACCAGGAACUACAGGCCAAGAUCGAAUGCCUACAAGGGGACAGAGACUUAUGCAACUACAAUACCCAGGACCUGCAAGAUCAACUGAAGAGAUCAGAGGAAGAAAAACAUGCCCUGAUGACCAAAGUACAACAAUUGCAGUGUCUGCUUCAGAAUCAAUCCUUACAUCCUCAAGAACAGGAGAAACUAGUAAAGAAAGAUCAGGCUUUACCAGAGUGGAAUUCAAAGCCCUCAUACAACGAAGUGAAGCCUGAGGGCACAGGGAAGGAGAAAGACUGUGAUCUUAGAGACCAGCUGCAAAAGAAGAAUUUGCAGCUCCAGGCCCAGGAAAAGGAGUGCAGAGAACUGCAUUCAGAGUUAGACAACCUCAGUGAUGAGUACAUCUCCUGCCUGCGUAAGCUGCAGCACUGUCGAGAAGAGCUGAACCACAGCCAGCAGCAGCCUCCCAGAAGGCAAUGUGACCGAUGGCUCCCAGUGUUGAUAGUGCUGAUUGCUACAGUGCUAGCAGUAUUCCUGGCCAACAAAAACAAUCUGAUGAUCUGAAUAGCUUGCAACUACUGCUUGGGGUAAAAAUCUGAAGGAAGAAACUCAGAAGGGUAACUUCACAGCUUGGGUUUUCCCUCCAAAUGAAGUGGUAUUUCUGGCUUUUAAAAAAUUUGUGCUAGUCCUGAGACUUGAACUCAGGACUUAGGCACUUUGUCUAUGAGCUUUUUUGCU